Anopheles darlingi is the source of this 1778-nucleotide messenger RNA. RefSeq names its product scoloptoxin SSD14-like. Gene Ontology annotation, biological process: glutathione catabolic process. NCBI's taxonomy places the organism in Eukaryota, Metazoa, Arthropoda, Insecta, Diptera, Culicidae. The record is from RefSeq and is a predicted model, not a curated record. The transcript is spliced from 4 exons. The coding region runs from base 69 to 1778 and encodes 569 amino acids. Gene Ontology annotation, molecular function: glutathione gamma-glutamate hydrolase. Gene Ontology annotation, cellular component: plasma membrane.
ACAGUGAGGAGCAUUUUAAAACGCCGUGGAACCGUUUGACCUUCAAUACCAUAAGCGGUUCACACAUCAUGAGGCAAGUUCAAUUGGUACUGCUGAUAGUUUACCUUGCACAACAUGGUGCCUGGGCCCAGACGUCAUCUCAAGAACGUUCCGCCGUUACUUCGAACUCAGUCGAAUGUGCAGACAUUGGAAUGAGUAUGCUCGACAAGGGAGGAUCAGCCGCGGAUGCAGCCAUUGCUACCUUGCUAUGCGAAGGUGUUGCGCUUCCUCAGAGCAUGGGCAUCGGUGGUGGAUUCGUGCUCACCAUUUAUAAUAAAGCGACAGGACUCGUUGAGUCGUUAGAUUCGCGCGAAGUAGCACCGGCAGCGGCCAACAAAAACAUGUAUGUCGGCAAAGGGGAUGCUUCAGUUGUUGGUGGGUUAUCGAUAGCGGUACCAGGUGAAAUCAAAGGCUACUGGCAGUUACACCAGAAGUAUGGAAAACUUCCAUGGAAGACGUUGUUCACUCCGGCGAUAGAAUUAUGCACAAAUGGUUCUCUGGUAACAAGCUUUCUGGCGAAGAUAUUGCAGGAACAAAAGGCCGACAUUCUGAGUACGCCAGAAUUAGUCAAAUUAUUCAUAAAUCCUCUUACAAACGAUACCUUCAAGCAAGGAGAUAGAAUCAAGCGGCCAAUGCUGGCUGAAACCUUCAAAGUGAUCGCAGUGGAAGGAGCAAGUGCAUUGUACGAUAGAAAUGGCACCAUUUUACCCAAACUGAUGAACGAUCUGCGUAGGGCAGGAAGCAUUCUGACGGAAAAUGAUUUCUACAAUUAUCGCCCGGAAUGGCUUAAGCCGGCUCAGACGAAACUGAAGAAUAUCUACAAUCUGUACUCUAUGCCACUUCCGGGAAGCGGUCAGGUUUUAAGCUAUAUGCUCUCCAUUCUCGAUGGUUACAAGGACCUAUCGGUGAAUGACCCGUUCACGUGGCAACGAAUAGUCGAGGCUUUCAAGCAUGGUUAUGGUAUGCGUACGAAGCUUGGCGAUCCCCGCUUCGUCCCGAGCGUCAGUACAGUGAUACAGAAAAUGACCAACAAAAACUACGUGGCUUAUGUGCGAGAUUUGAUCUUCAGUAAUAUGACUUUCGAAAACUAUGAUUACUACGGAGCGGACUUUGCAGCAACAAACGAUUCCGGAACAGCGCACAUAUCCGUACUCGCAAGCAAUGGCGAUGCAGUGUCUGUUACCAGCACUAUCAACGCUUUGUUCGGCUCGUUGGUAGUCUCAAACUCGACGGGCAUCAUUCUGAACGACGAAAUGGACGACUUUUCUACACCGGGCCUGAUCAACGUUUAUGGUUUGUCACCAUCGCAGGCGAACUUUAUUGUACCUGGAAAGCGACCGCUUUCGUCCAUGUCGCCAACCAUCAUAGUCGAUCGGAAUGGCGAUGUACGCCUCGUGGUUGGUGGAGCAGGUGGAUCAAAGAUUACCACUUCGGUGCUCAUGCUCAUUCUGCGCACGAUCUACUUCAAGCAGAGCCUUUGCGAUGCCAUAAACGCACCGAGAUUACACCACCAGUUAGCGCCCAUGCAGGUCCAGUACGAAAAAGAGUUCGAUAAGACCCUCAUCUCAGGGCUGGCUUCACGCGGGCACAAGGUAGUCGAGUCCCAGGAUGACUCUGGGUUUGCGGCCUUGACAGCAAUUUUCAAGCGUGGCUCCUACAUUUCGGCAGCAUACGAUCGCCGUAGAGCUGGAAGCGUCGCUAUACGCCCUCGUACAACUGGUAUUGCCAACUGUUACUGA